ACACUGCGCACCUCUCUGCGCUGGGCCAGACAGAGAGGUGAGGCGGUCCCCGGAGGAGGUGAAGGAGCGCUGAGAACUCAAUCUUAUCGGACAUAUACACACCUCUAUUUCGCAGACACGUCUGCCACAUAUAAUAUAUAUAGAGAGAGAUCUAAUCUGAUAGAUACUUUGAUCCUUCGUCGGUCUUAGGUCGGAGUUAGCCUGAGUUAAGGGAGGCUGCCGUAAAUUAAGGGAGGUUGCCGUCAGUCCUCAUCGGUCUUUGGGCCUCUCAUCUAAAGAUAUCAACACCGUCCAAACGAAGAGAGCCAUGGUGUCCUGGAUGAUCUCACGAAGCGUUGUGCUGCUGUUUGGCACUCUCUAUCCUGCAUACUACUCUUACAAAGCAGUGAAGACCAAAAAUGUCAAAGAAUAUGUCAGGUGGAUGAUGUACUGGAUCGUCUUCGCUCUGUACACCGUGGUGGAGACCGUCACCGACUCUACCCUGGCCUGGUUCCCUCUCUACUAUGAGCUGAAGAUAGCCUUCGUCAUCUGGCUGCUGUCUCCCUACACCAGAGGAGCCGGCCUGAUCUACAGGAAGCUGCUCCACCCCCUGCUGUCCUCCAGAGAGAGGGAGAUCGAUGACUAUAUAGUCCAGGCCAAGGAGCGGAGCUACGAGACCAUGGUCAACUUUGGCAAGCAGGGCCUGAGUAUAGCGGCUACUGCUGCUGUGACCGCCGCUGUGAAGGGUCAGGGCGCCAUCACGGAGAAGCUGCGGAGUCUGAGCAUGCAUGACCUGACCCAGAUCGGCCAGCAGGACGAGUCCCGGGGUAACCAGCUGUACCCGUACAGCUCCUCCAACCCAGCUGUGAAGAGGGCUCAGAACCAGGACACUGUGGACGGACCAGAGCACUACUACGACCAGGAGGACGACCGCACCGACGAAGAGGCGGACCCUAUCUUCUCAGAGGAUGAGGCCGUCACCCAGAGGGGCCUGAGGCGCUCGCAGAGCGUCAAGAUCACCCGCUCCCGGGUCCGCAAAGACGCACGCUAUGGAUCCCUCAAAAUCAAAAGCAAGAAGAGACCAACACUGAGUUCCGUUAACUACGCACCGUAGACACACACACACACACACACACACACACACACACACACACACACACACACACACACACACACACACACACACACACACACACACACACACACAGUCAUUGCAGGAAGAUGUCCUUUACUAGAACUGCACAUAUAUUGGUUCCCGUUUAUUUUUUAUUGUUUUAAAUAUCUAUAUGCUGAACUCUUUCAUGGAAUGAGACUCUCAGACAUUUUAUUCACACAAUUAUUUGUCUUUUCAUGACAUAAUGAAUGCCAGCUGAUCUUUUCAUUUUUUGCAUUCUAUUUAAGAUCUACUGUUGGCUAUUUGGAUGCUUUGUAUGAUAUUUAAUUUUUUCUGUUCUGAGCGUAUAUUAUUCUGGUUGUUGUUGCUUGAGGGUUUACUUCCAAAGAAAUCAGGCAAAUCCCACCCACAACUAUUGGUGAACAGGAUUUACUUUGGGAGCCAAGAAUACAUUUUGUUCAACAUAUUUUCAUAAAGACCUUGAUUGAAAACUGCUGCAUAAACCCAGUCAAACACAGCCAUACCAAUGAAGAGGAACAGAUCAAUAACAUGUGUAACUUACUUACUUUAUUUAUGUAAUCUCCUUGAGCGCUUUGCAUUCUGGGACAUUUCAGUAUUUACCAGGGGUGGGACUAGCCUGGUCCUACCAGACUCUCGUACUUUAUUUCAUUUGUACAGAGUCUGCACCUACUCAAUUGACAAACGUUAACUCACUUGAAGGCGGGUGUCUUUUGAAGUUGAAAACUAUUGGAUCUGCCCAGUGCCAAUCUGGAUCUGCCAUAACCAAUCGCUAACGUUCCUUCAGGCUGUAACAAACCAAACACCGUGAGUGAAGAUGUCCGUCAACGAGAGCUGACUUUAACGUCAUUGAUCUCAGCCAUUCUCUCUGUAUGCUGAUUGGACGAAGAAAAUUUAGACGGAGAAAACCCAUUAACAUACCGAAGACCCAGACCUAGUACUGAAGGGAAAUCCAAAUUGAGCAUAAGUACUUAGGCGGGCGGAGCCAGACUAGGGUGGGGCCAUGUCGUUGUUUUACAAGUCAUAAAUAAGUCUUUGCACUCAAUUCCCACGUCAAGAGAGGCAAGACCCAUGUCAAGACCCAUUUCCCCAACUUUGGUUUUCGAUUACAAAACAAGUCAUUAUGAGCUCUUCACCAAAUGUUAUUUCAUUUUAUCCUAUUAACAUAUCAAAUUGACAUAACUCAUCAAGGCUUUUUAAAACAUAAAUAUAUUUUAAAACAAGUACUGAUCAAGUACUUAAUAAUAUAAAAAAAAAGUUUGCUGAGCAUUAGCUCCACGAUCAGCCUCUAAUUAGCGUUGUGCAACUUCAAAUUUUGAACUCCGUUGGAAGAUGUUGCGUCUGUAAUUUCUGUACGCCAACAAAAUGAUAUUUGGUAUAAUUAUUCUCUGACUGGAGCUUCUUCGAGGUUCUGGGCCUCAGCUUGAUUGGAUGCUGUGGCAUUGUCGCAGACAAAGUGCAUCUGGGGAAUUCAGUGACCUGCUGGGAAUGAAGAGCGCAAACCUUUUUUGAAUCAGGGACAUUUAAGGGAGAAAAAUUGAGUCGUGGCACACUUUUUAAAUAACAUACCUUUUCAACUUUGGGCUUUGGGGAAGGUACCACGUAGUUUCAGGUCCAAGUGAAGCCACGAGUCAUUGGCAUUUUUAGUCCAAGGCCAGUUGAAAGUGUUGACUUUGUCAAGUGGAGUCUUGUGUCAUGUGACAGCAGGCCACACCUCUGGUAUCUACAGCCUUAACACCGUGUAAAACUAUUUGGAGAUGAGGUAUUUUUCCUGUUAACAUCUCUGGUUGUAAAUAUGAACAUUUAUACUUUGUAUGUAUCAUUUGAGACCAAUGUUUUGGGAUGCUUGCAUAGUUUUUAUCAGUAUGCUUUUGAUAUUGCGUUCCUUUCUUUUUUAAGAGCUCUGUAUUGUGACCACUCUUUUUGCACACAGGAUUGUCACAGCAUUUCAUCUCAAUUAGAAUGUAAUCCUUUGAUAGGAGGAAUCCAGCUAUGCACCCAAGGGGAAUGCAAAGGCAACACCCUCAGCAUUUUUGUUUUCAUGUACAUUGCCUGUUCUCCUCACAUAACAACAUUAAUGCCACUAGGAAGAGCUAAGGGCUAAGAACCAGGACUCCAAUGGGUGGACCAAGUGCCUUCAUAACCGAUGCUUAUCAGGAGGCGUUAACAGACUAACGUGGAAUUACACUCCUCUAAUAAACCCUAGCUUUAAACUCCGGUAAUGUUAACAGAUUGACUUGUUUUACAAGAAUAUGCGUGGUGGGUCCUGAUGUCGGGAGCGAUGUGCACAGAGAAGACCUUUGCCUACCUGGCUCGCUUCAUGUGUCAACACAAAAAACGUUUUCGGAGCAGAAAUGUACAUAAAGUGUUGCCUCUUGUUUUAAACGACUAUACCAAAGCUCUGCAUGGCGCUGGCCGGAUUGAUGACGUGUUGAUGCUGAUCAAAGUAUAUCUGAAUAAAGUUGGUUUGAGAAAUUAAA
Gadus morhua (Atlantic cod) is the source of this 3591-nucleotide messenger RNA. RefSeq names its product receptor accessory protein 3b (gene reep3b). Lineage: Eukaryota; Metazoa; Chordata; Actinopteri; Gadiformes; Gadidae. The record is from RefSeq and is a predicted model, not a curated record. The coding region runs from base 308 to 1093 and encodes 261 amino acids. Gene Ontology annotation, molecular function: microtubule binding. Gene Ontology annotation, biological process: endoplasmic reticulum tubular network organization. The transcript is spliced from 8 exons. Gene Ontology annotation, cellular component: cytoplasmic microtubule; endoplasmic reticulum tubular network; endoplasmic reticulum membrane.